AUGAUGAAAGCCGCCUUCUCCCUGCUCCUGCUGCUGGUGACCCUGUCCUCCACUCUGGGCAAGUACAUCCCCAAGUCCGGCAAGAGGAUCCCCCAGACGCUGGCCCGAGGAUGGGGCGACCAGCAGAUCUGGGCUCAGACCUAUGAGGAGGGGCUCUACUGGUCCAGGUCCAGGAACAAGCCCCUGAUGGUGAUUUUCCACCUGGAGGACUGUCCUCACAGUAAAGCUCUGAAGAAAAUCUUUGCUGACAACAACGAGAUCCAGAAGAUAUUGGACGAGGACUUUGUGGUGCUCAACCUGGUGUAUGAAACCACAGACAAGCAUCUCUCCCCUGACGGCCAGUAUGUGCCCAGAGUCAUCUUUGUCGACCCCUCCAUGACGGUGAGAGCAGACAUCGUGGGUCAAUACUCCAACCGCAUGUACGCCUACGAGCCCAGCGACAUCAAGCUGUUGUUGGACAACAUGAAGAAGGCAAAGAAGCUGCUGAAGUCCGAGCUGUGA
This is a messenger RNA of Knipowitschia caucasica, 501 nucleotides long. Lineage: Eukaryota; Metazoa; Chordata; Actinopteri; Gobiiformes; Gobiidae. The record is from the annotation of a GenBank genome assembly.